GGCGGGGCCUAUCGCUGAUCCGAAAGGGCGAUGACCUAGAGUGGGCUGACCCAUUGCACCAAGGCUCGGCAAAUUCUAGCAUUUCCCCAAGGGGAAAAUGCACGUCGUAAUUUGUGAUAGAGGAGGGCUCGCGUUCGCGCGGCCCUCCACCUUUGGAAAACAAAUAGCAAUUUCUAUGUACCUUUUCGAAGGUCUACAACUGUGAUACCAGUUGAUGGAAUACACUGUACGACGACGAUGGAGUGUAGAUGAGUCGGUGUACCGGCAGCUUCUGUCGACUCUGUGUACAACAUUACUGUGCUGUCGUUUGAUUCGAAGCGAAGGAGAUUUUAUUACCGUAUCGAGUGACAAGUCUCGUGACACGAGUAAAUGUCGACAAAAGCGUGACAGACAGAAUCGCAGUAGUCCAAAUAUGAAGAUGAAACAACUUUCUAUCACGUCGUGCGGAGACGAGCUACGUAUACUAGUUAAAUUCGUCUGUGUCUGAGUGAGUUCGUGACCAAGGGAGACAGCAGUUUGAAUGGGAACACUUGGCACUACUCAACGCUAGGUAUUCUGCAUGUACUUCAGUAAGUCAAUUACAAAUGUUUUCAUUGCUGCUUCUUCUGAAAUCUUGAUUCCUUCCUAAGUGAAGGGCAGUAUUGAUAGUUCUGGCUGAGCUGCCGAAGCGACUAAUAUCUCUAUUUGCAUUUUCUGGGGUUCAUGUUCAAGCUUCAGAUCGAUGACC
Marchantia polymorpha subsp. ruderalis is the source of this 727-nucleotide messenger RNA. Lineage: Eukaryota; Viridiplantae; Streptophyta; Marchantiopsida; Marchantiales; Marchantiaceae. The record is from the annotation of a GenBank genome assembly.